This is a messenger RNA of Cetraspora pellucida, 540 nucleotides long. The record is from the annotation of a GenBank genome assembly. NCBI's taxonomy places the organism in Eukaryota, Fungi, Glomeromycota, Glomeromycetes, Diversisporales, Gigasporaceae.
AUGCAAAUAGAAAACCCUGAUGAGCUGUUAGAUGCUAAACCCAAUGAAUGUGAUGAAUGUUUCAACAUCAUGGAUCAACUACAAGGACUGCAACAAAAUACAUUAGAGCAAUUAGUUAAAAAUGCAAAGACAAAAAUAUGGACUACAAGUUCACCUUCAGGUUCUAAAAAGAUUACUAAUAUGUUUUCUUUGAAGAAUAUUGAAGUUUUUGAGUUAUAUAUUGAAAAUUAUAAUUUUACAUUUGAUGACAUAUACAAUAGUAGUGAUAACAAUAAUAGUAAAUUUACAUUAGAAUCUUUAGAUUUAUUGUUAAAAAAUAAGAGUGAUGAUUUGCAGCUUAGAAUGACUCUUCUUCUCCAUGAAGAUUUUAAAUUACGAGUUACUGAAUAUUUGCAUACAUAUAAAUUUACAUUGAGGAUUGCUGAAUUUGUAAAAUUCAUUGAGGAUGAGAUUAUUCCACCUUUACUUUUAUCUGAAAUUGUUCUUAUUACCCAGAAUGAGUCAUUAUUUUAUGCCAAGGAUGGUGCUGUUAAGGCCUGA